GAUGGGGGCUUCUUCAAGUUUGGCGGUAUUUCUUUCCUACUUUGUGACCUGUGACUUGCCUUGUGACUUGACUGACUUGUGGUGAAUUUGGAUCUUGGCUUGCUCGUGUUGUUCCCAAUUGAGCCCUAUUGUGUUCUCUCUGAGUGAUCCCAACUUAUCCAUCAUGAGUGUGUCCUCAAUGGAUCGCGAUCAAAGGCUCCGCGAGCUCCAACGUCUGUACGUGGACGUCCUGGACGAUGCGGGUCAAGAGGGCCUCUUCCACGGUCAGAUCACCGCCAUGAUGGCCAACGGUGGGCGUCGUCUCUCGCUCAACGUCAACGAUCUGCGUCGGCAAGCGCCCGAACGCUGUCUAGCGCUGUUGAAGGGCGGUUCGGUGGCCGAUGAGCUGGUGGCCGUGCAACGGGCCUUGGCCGAGGUGGUGGCCUCCACCGAUGCCGAUUACCUCAAAGGCCAGGCCCAUCCGGAGUUGUUCGUGGGCCUGGCUGGGUCAUUUGGCUCGCAGCAUGUGACUCCGCGCGGCUUGACGGCCCGCUGGGUGCACAAGAUGGUGUGCGUGGAGGGCAUUGUGACCAAAUGCUCGUUGGUGGCGCCCAAGGUUCAACGCUCGGUCCAUUAUUGUCCGGCCACGCAAAAGCGCAUGGAGCGCACCUACGCCGAUUUGACCUCUUUGGAGGCCUUCCCCAGUUCGGCCGCCUAUCCCACGCAGGAUGAGGACGGCAACCCGCUGGAGACCGAGUUCGGCUUGUCCUCGUACAUGAACCACCAAUCGCUGACCAUUCAGGAGGCGCCGGAAUCCGCGCCUACCGGACAGUUGCCCCGCUCGGUGGAUGUGUUGUGCGAUCACGAUCUGGUAGAUCGAUGCAAGCCCGGCGAUCGCCUUCAGGUGGUGGGCUACUAUCGAUGUUUGCCGGCCAAACAAGGCGGGUACACGGCCGGUACGUUUCGUUGCGUCCUGAUUGCCAAUAAUAUCCUCGUGCAAGACGCCGAAGCCGAGAUGGAUCUGUCCGCUAAGGACGUCCAGGACUGUCAACGUAUUGGUCGACAACGCAAGGAUAUUUUCACCCUUUUGGCCGAAUCCAUGGCGCCUACUAUCCAUGGCCACGCCUACGUCAAGCAGGCCCUGCUGUGCAUGCUGCUAGGUGGUAUUGAGAAACACUUACCCAAUGGCUCGCGCUUGCGUGGGGAUAUCAAUAUCCUGCUGAUCGGCGACCCGAGUGUGGCCAAAUCCCAGAUGCUCCGCUAUGUCAUGAAUAUUUGUCCCCGCGCCAUUUGCACCACGGGUCGGGGCUCGUCUGGCGUGGGUCUGACUGCGUCUGUGACCACCGAUGGGGAGACUAAUGAGCGACGACUCGAGGCCGGAGCCAUGGUCUUGGCUGAUCGUGGAAUCGUCUGCAUUGACGAAUUUGACAAGAUGAGUGACAUGGAUCGGACGGCCAUUCAUGAGGUCAUGGAACAGGGCCGCGUGACCAUUUCUAAGGCCGGCAUUCACGCUCAGCUGAAUGCCCGUUGCUCGGUCUUGGCCGCUGCCAAUCCCGUCUAUGGUCGAUACGAUCCUUUCCGCUCCCCCAUGGAAAAUAUUGGCCUGCAAGACUCGCUGUUGUCUCGGUUUGAUUUGCUUUUCAUUCUAUUGGACACCACCGACAUCGACUCGGACACCAUGAUUGCCAACCACGUGGUGCACACCCACCAAUAUCGGGAUAGCCACGAGGAAGCCGGAGCCAUCACCACCGGAGGUUUCAGCCUCAGCGGCUUGGACACAAAUCGGAGUGAGUCGCGUGAAGCUCAUGGCAUUUGGGAGACCCGCCAUGGACUAAACAAAAAGAGCAAGAAGGUGCUCUCGAAAUCAUUCCUCCAGAAGUACAUCCAAGUGGCCAAAAAGAUCCAACCUGUGCUCUCCUCUGAGGCUUGUGAGCUCAUUGGAGAAGAGUACUCCCGUCUUCGAGCUCAAGACAAUUCGCACGAAGAUAAGGCCCGGACUCAGCCGAUCACCGCUCGAUGUUUGGAGACCAUGAUUCGUUUAUCCACCGCUCACGCCAAGGCCCGUCUGUCGAAAGUGGUGGAGAAGAAGGAUGCCUUGAAAGUUAUUGAGCUCCUCCAAUAUGCCUGCUUCCAAAAGAUCCUGGAGCGUGAGCCCAAGAAACGUCGCGCCAAUGAGGACGGGGAUGAUGACGAAGCCGAGUCCGAAGAAGAAAUGGACGACCAAGAAUCUGUCGAUCCCAACGCUCAACCCGAAACUGAAACGCCCGACGCUCAAGAGCCCGCACCCAAACGCGCCAAGCCCACGGUCAACAUCGACGAAUCGGCCAUGACUAAGUUUAAAGAAGACCUAUUCAACAUUUUUGGCAUGAGCCAGGAGAUCCCCAUGCCCGAGGUGCAGGACAAGUUGAGGGACAAAUACUCCCUCAAAGAUGUGGAGGCCAUGCUGAAGAACCUCGAAGACGAGAACAAAGUCAUGGUGGCUUCGAACGUCUUAUAUUUGAUUUAGAUUGACGUUUAAGCUCCGCCUUGACAAACUUGUAUAUGAACCCGGACAUAUUAAUAAACAUAUCUUAAACCAGUGUA
Molecule: messenger RNA, 2562 nt
Organism: Tigriopus californicus
Lineage: Eukaryota; Metazoa; Arthropoda; Copepoda; Harpacticoida; Harpacticidae
Gene: Mcm3
Product: DNA replication licensing factor MCM3-like
Exons: 1
Coding region: 164-2485 (773 amino acids)
Biological process (GO): DNA strand elongation involved in DNA replication; mitotic DNA replication initiation; DNA replication
Cellular component (GO): MCM complex; nucleus
Molecular function (GO): single-stranded DNA helicase activity; ATP binding; ATP hydrolysis activity
Source: RefSeq, a predicted model, not a curated record